This is a messenger RNA of Aspergillus saccharolyticus JOP 1030-1, 996 nucleotides long. Its product is annotated as Mic19 family protein. NCBI's taxonomy places the organism in Eukaryota, Fungi, Ascomycota, Eurotiomycetes, Eurotiales, Aspergillaceae. The record is from RefSeq and is a predicted model, not a curated record. The transcript is spliced from 3 exons. Bases 154 to 795 code for a protein of 213 amino acids.
CCGCAGUGGAAUUGUCCCCGGAUCCGUGCUUUCGACGGUCACUCAUUGCUCUGCUUCCCCCACUGAAAAGUGCCAUCGGCCUGCGUGUGCUGACGGAUUUUGAUUCUUCUAACGACCUCACCUCCACACAAACCCUUUCCAAAUCAUCACAUCAUGGGCGCCGGCAGCUCCAAGCCCGAGGCCUCGGCCGGCUCGAAGCACGUUUUCACGAGCAAUUCCCCCGUUCAAUUCUCCUCCAACCUAGUCGACUCCCUCCAGAGCAACACCGAGACCGAUUCAGCCCGCGCCAAAGCCCUGGAACUCCAAAUCCAAGCGCGCGUCUCGGAAGAACUCGAGCGCCUGCGCGCCCGCGAACAGCAAACCCUCGCCGAGAUCGAGAAGCGUCUCGCCGAAGUCAGAGAAACCGCCGCCUCGCAAACCUCCUCCUCAUCCUCCACCUCAUCCUCCACGCCAAACAUCGCCUACCCGCCCGGCUCCCUGAACUUGGAUGCGCCCCGUAUCCCCUUCGCCGGCCGCGAGGCCACCCCGGCCCCGGCCCCGGAGAACCAGAAGCCCAUCAACCUGGACGUGUCGCGCGACUCGGUGAACUCGGAGAUCGAGGAGCUGCGUGCCCGGCUUGAGGGUCGGCGGCGGUUGGCGCAGCUGGACGAAGAGGCGGAAAAGGCCCGCGCCGAUGUGGUGGGUUGCCUGCGCUUGAAUGACCGGCGGCCGUUGAAUUGCUGGAAGGAGGUGGAGAGCUUCAAGCGAGAGGUGGCGAAGAUGGAGGAAGCCUUUGUGGAUCGGAUUGUGGGUUAAGUUUUAGUGGAAGAGAACGAAAAAUUUUGAAGGGCAGGGGGGGGGAGUAAAGUGGUUGAUGAAAGUUGAUGUUGCGCUACUAGACUCAAGGAGAGUGAUCAAGAAGCAUUGUUUGCAGGGUUGUGGAUUAUUUGUAUGUUGUAAGUGUGUAUGCGUGUGUGCGUAUGUAUGUGUUAGCUAUACAGUAUUGUUUCUUAUGGA